CGGGCCUUUAUGAUGAAAUAAUCUGGAAUGCGAGUGGGGCAACGCGGUCAUACGUGUAAUUUCCAAGGGCCUGCCAAGGCCGUUGCUGCGGCGGCUCGGUGCAAUUCUUCCCCCUCCUUCCCCUCUUUUCUCUGCCACCAGCAGCUAUUAAUAUGAAGAGCUUGUCCUCCCUCCUGUCCGACCUUCUCGGUUAAACCUCUCUUCUCCUUUUUGAUACCCCUCCAAGUCCACAAUCUCCCCUCACCAUGUCUCUUACCACUACCAUCGAGACUCCUAUCGUCAAAUAUGAGCAGCCCCUUGGCCUGUUCAUCAACAACGAGUUCGUGAAGGGUGCCGAAGGCAAGACCUUCGAGGUCAUCAACCCCACAAACGAGAAGGUCAUUACAUCCGUCCACGAGGCAACGGAAAAGGAUGUGGACACCGCUGUUGCUGCUGCUCGCGCUGCCUUCGAGGGUGCCUGGCGCCAGGUAACUCCUUCUGAGCGCGGCCGCUACCUCAACAAGCUGGCGGACCUGAUGGAGCGUGAUAUUGAUACCCUUGCUGCUAUCGAGUCUCUCGACAACGGAAAGGCCUUCACCAUGGCCAAGGGUGACACAGCUAACGCCAUCGGCUGCUUGCGCUACUAUGCUGGCUGGGCCGACAAGAUUCACGGCCAAACCAUUGACACCAACCCCGAGACUCUUACCUAUACCCGCCACGAACCCAUUGGUGUUUGCGGUCAAAUCAUUCCCUGGAACUUCCCCCUUCUCAUGUGGUCAUGGAAGAUUGGUCCCGCUGUUGCUGCUGGUAACACUGUUGUUCUGAAGACUGCUGAGCAGACCCCUCUCUCUGCUCUCUACGCCGCAAAGUUGAUCAAGGAGGCUGGCUUCCCUGCUGGUGUCAUUAACAUCAUCUCUGGUUUCGGCCGUGUUGCCGGUGCUGCCAUCUCCAGCCACAUGGAUGUUGACAAGGUCGCCUUCACUGGCUCGACCCUUGUUGGACGCACCAUUCUCCAGGCUGCUGCCAAGAGUAACCUCAAGAAGGUCACCCUCGAGCUUGGUGGCAAGUCUCCCAACAUCGUCUUUGAUGAUGCCGAUAUUGACAACGCCAUCUCAUGGUCCAACUUUGGUAUCUUCUUCAACCACGGCCAAUGCUGCUGUGCUGGAUCCCGUAUCCUCGUUCAGGAGGGUAUCUACGACAAGUUUGUCGAGCGCUUCAAGGAGCGUGCUGCCAAGAACAAGCUUGGAAACCCCUUCGAGCAGGACACCUUCCAGGGCCCCCAGGUUUCCCAGCUCCAAUUCGACCGCAUUAUGGAGUACAUUAACCACGGUAAGCAGAGCGGUGCUACCGUUGCUGUCGGUGGUGACCGCCAUGGCAAGGAAGGUUACUUCAUCCAACCCACCGUGUUCACCGACGUCACCUCCGACAUGAAGAUCGCCCAGGAGGAGAUCUUCGGCCCUGUCGUCACCGUCCAGAAGUUCAAGGAUGAGGCCGAGGCCAUUAAGAUUGGAAACAGCACCGAAUACGGUAGGCUUGGCCACUCAAUCUUGAUUGAAUCAUACUGACACUAUUAGGUCUUGCUGCUGCCGUCCACACCAAGAACGUCAACACUGCCAUCCGCGUUUCCAACGCCCUCAAGGCUGGUACCGUCUGGAUCAACAACUACAACUUGAUCUCAUACCAGGCUCCCUUCGGUGGCUUCAAGCAGUCUGGUCUCGGCCGAGAGCUCGGCUCCUACGCCCUCGAGAACUACACCCAGGUCAAGACGGUUCACUACCGCCUGGGCGAUGCUCUCUUUGCUUAAACAAAACACCAUAUGACAUUAUGACGAACUUGCACAAAUGAUAACCAAGCGUGCUGUGGUAUGGCCUUCUUUUGGAUUGCCAUUUGAUGUAAAAACAUAUCAGAAAUAAUUUCAAGCACGAUUUUACGAACAAUAUCUUAUUGAAAUAUUUAUCACUUAUCUGUAUUCCGAUG
Messenger RNA from Aspergillus calidoustus, 1956 nucleotides. Lineage: Eukaryota; Fungi; Ascomycota; Eurotiomycetes; Eurotiales; Aspergillaceae. The record is from the annotation of a GenBank genome assembly.